Solanum verrucosum is the source of this 1493-nucleotide messenger RNA. RefSeq names its product F-box protein At5g03100-like. The record is from RefSeq and is a predicted model, not a curated record. The transcript has 4 exons. NCBI's taxonomy places the organism in Eukaryota, Viridiplantae, Streptophyta, Magnoliopsida, Solanales, Solanaceae. Gene Ontology annotation, molecular function: protein binding. The coding region runs from base 40 to 1470 and encodes 476 amino acids.
ACCAAAACUGCAAUUGAAGAUUCUCUAUACUCCCUGGAAAUGCACAAGAAAAUCAUGGCGGCGGCCGGAGGAGGAGACCGGCUGACUGAUCUGCCGGAGGAGAUUCUACUCUACAUCCUCUCUAUGUUACCAAACAGUAGACAAGUUGUUCGAACCAGCGUAUUAUCAUCGCAAUGGCGAUUUCUUUGGAAAUCCGUUUCAGCAUCACUCGAUUUCAACUCAGAAGAUUAUCGUAAACCUUACAAAAAAAUAUACAUUCUCGAUUACGCAGCUUCUGUUAAUAGAGAGCUUCAUUAUUGGAGGUCUUGCGAGAAAAUCAAAUCAUUUAGGGUUUUUCCUUAUAGCUACCAGGAUUUUAUUGCUCAUGAUGUUGAUUUGUGGGUUCACUUUGCUCUUAAUAUUGGUAAGGUUGAAGAGUUUACGUUGAAAUUUUGUUAUUUUGAUUCUCUAGAUUUUGCGUAUAAAUUUCCUGAAUUCGCGUAUACGAAUACGGUUUUAAGGAAUUUGGUGUUAGGAUUUUGCCGGUUGAGACCUUCUGGUAAUGUGAAAUGGAGUAAUUUGGUUUCUCUUUCGAUUGGGGAUGCGGGUAUGACAGAGGGUGUAAUGGAAAAAAUAUUAUCAGGUUGUCCUAUUUUGGAGUGCUUGGAAUUAGAUAAAGUUGUUGGUAUUCGUCGUCUGGAAAUCAGCUCUGUGAAGCUGAGAAAAUUGGUUGUAACGAUUUAUGAAACAGAAUCUGCUGAUGAUGAUCAAGACUAUUGCGUCGAAAUUCAUGCCCCACAUAUUCGACAUUUAGAACUUUCGGGAUUGUGUUACGAUAAGAUACACUUUCAGCUGAGAAAUGUGGCUUCUCUUGUCACUGCAGUCCUUUCUUUAAAUGUUUAUUUUUUCGACCUUGAAGAGAAUUUGGAGAAGGAGUGUAGAUAUUUGCAGGAACUUCUUCACCACGUUGCCAAUGUCAAGAAUCUUGAAUUGGGUCCCUGGUGCAUCGAGUGCCUGUCCAUACUGGAGUUUAAAGGGUGGCAUGUUCCACCAUCAAGCUGGAAAUUCUUAAAACUUAACGCAGCCUUAGAACAGUACGACUAUCCUGGAAUUUGCAGCUUUCUAUCGAGUUCAUCAGGUCUUGAGACAUUGGUCAUUGACUGGUGCCAUCCUAAACCAAGAGAAUUGCUGUCAAUGUACACAAAUGAGGAUGAACGACGGAGGAGAUUUGAAACACAUAGUUUUAACUGUUCAUUGCCACAUCUAAAGUUCUUCAAGUUCAUUAACUUUUAUGGAAAACCAAGUGAAAAAAAGUUUGUACACCCAUUGAUCAAAUGUUUGUGCAAGAAUGCGACAGCACUAAAGAAGUCUGUCAUUGCUUGCAACUUCAGAAGGAGAGAUGUGUUUUGGAAUUAUGUUGUCAGGAGCUUGCAAGUGUGCAAUGUUCCAAAUUAUUCAGAGCAAAAACAUUGGUUCUUGGGAACCCUUUGAUCCUGGGGAUUGAAAGCUCUGGA